AUUGACAUUCCGAGUUAGUGUUUUCAAGGUGUUUUCAGUUGAUAUUAAAAAACUUAAUAUCACAAGAUAAAACUAAAUAAAGAUAUCGAAUGUGUUUUUAAUAAUGGGGUUCGGUUUUCAAAAUGUCGGCUCAUUUAUUAGAGAGUGCAAUGGUACUACGUUGCGUUACGACCAAGCGUGUUUGAGUAUUUUGACCGACGAAGAAGUUACUUUAUGGAGCCAAUAUGCGGAGUGUGAUGGGUGCAAAUUGCUGCCAACAGCAACGUUCCCGAAGUCUGAUCCGAUAAUAGUCCGCACCUCCGACACUCUGCUCUACGCUCUGAAAAACAGCAGUGGAAUAAUAUGCAAAGGAUCCUAUCAGUUCGGCGAAUAUGGACAAUACGUUUUCAAUCUCACCGAGGGCGCAAAGAAUAAAUGCCUGCCCCGCAUGACUGCGGAACCGGACGCCGCCUACCUCCCGAUCCUGACAACGAUCCUCAUACUCCUGUCCAUGGCCACGAUGUGGUACGUCGUGAAAGGCAUCGGGAAAAGGGUGGUGGCCGGUAGACUAUACGCGAGGUUCUUUGCUAGAGAAGAUAACGAGCUGGGUUCGGAAACCAGAGUGCUGACCGAGGUGAGCGUGGUGAGGCCCCCGGUGAGGUCCAGGCUGCGGUCACUGGACAUCUUCAGGGGAUUCGCCAUAGCUCUAAUGAUCUUCGUGAACGCAGGCGGCGGUGGUUACUCGGUGUUCGCUCACAGCACGUGGAAUGGGUUAACGGUGGCCGAUGUGGUGUUCCCGUGGUUCGCCUUUACCAUGGGGGAGGCCCUAGUUCUGUCGCUCAACACUAAGCUUCGCACCGCCAUGCCGAGGACUACGGCUUUCUAUCAGGUGGUCCGUCGCUCGCUGUUCCUGUCCCUCAUCGGGAUAGUCCUGGGCUCAGCCGACAGCACCUGGACCGACGUCCGUCUCCCGGGAGUGUUGCAGCGCCUCGCCGCCAUGUACCUCAUCGUGGGCGCCCUCGAGUGCGCGCUCAUGAGGACAACGCAGAACAUCACACCAGGCCGUUCAUUAUUACGGGACAUCGCGACCGGGUGGCAGCAGUGGCUCGCUACCAUACUGCUCGUUGCUAUACAGGUUUGCAUAUCCCUGACGGUGGCGGCUCCCGGUUGUCCCCGAGGGUACUCCGGUCCAGGUGGGAUACAUCUCUCGGCCGCCGGCAACCACUCGCUCAAGAACUGUACCGGAGGGAUCGCUGGAUACAUCGAUAGAACGCUACUGGGCCCCGCGCAUCUGUACCGAGGUGGAACCUUCAAGGAGUUAUACCGCACCGUCGUGCCUCACGACCCUGAGGGUAUACUGGGCGUCUUCUCAGGAGUGCUGGUGGUGCAGGCUGGCGCUCACGCCACCAGGAUCAUGCUUGCCUACAACCACGCCAGAGCAAGGAUAAUGCGCUGGAUAUUCUGGUCGAUAAUGUUCGGUGUCGGCGGUGGCGCCCUCUGCAUGUUCUCUAAGAACGGCGGCCCGGUGCCCAUCAACAAGAACCUGUGGUCGGUGUCCUACUGUCUCGUGACGUCAUCGAUGGCGUUCUUCAUACAGGCCGUGCUGUACUUCAUCGUCGAUCUGAAGAACAAGUGGGGCGGCAGACCUCUGUAUUACGCUGGUCAAAAUGCUCUAUUCCUUUACGUCGGCUCAGAGCUGUUGAAGCGUCACUUCCCAUUGCACUGGUACCUCGAGGCGCCGACGCACGCUCAAUUACUGGCAACACACGCCGGCGCCAUGUUGAUAUGGUUAGCGGUCGGCGUUUUCUUGCACAGGAAGAGAAUCUUCAUAACGUUGUAAAUAAAAUGUUUGUUCCAAUAAUAAAUAAAUAAAUCGUAUAUUUUCGGUAUUUGUUUCGGUGAGCUGGCAACACUGAUGAUUGAUUGUCUGCGGACGUAGCUUUGGUAUGUAGAUUAUUCUGUGAAUCAAUCCGUUACAUAAAGUUGUAUUAAUAAUAUAAAUAAAACACUACCAAUGCAAAUUGAUAUUUAUGAGAGAAUUCGACCGUCAUAACUUUCAUACUUUCUUACAUCAAACAAAAAAAAUAUAGAGGAUUUUUGUUGGAAUUGAAUAUUCUAUACAUUUGGCAAACAGCUGAGAACAGUUGAAGAGAUGUGAAUGACCUCACCACGACCGUCAGGCGCCCCUUAGCGAUUCGCCAUUUUGGAAUUUAAUUUUGUAUAAAUUUUUUUUAAAGGAUUUUAGGACCUGGUAACUAAGACCUUUAAGUCAUGUCUUAUUUUAAUUUAUAUUCUUAUUUUUAUGAAAAAUUAUAAUAUGGAGUGAAAUUAAAUGAAAUGAAGAUGAUUAAUUUGAGACCUUAAUCAACUGGGAUGAAAUAUAAUCUCAGUAAAAUGGUGGUCAUUUACUGAGAUUUUUUCAGUGGACUUUUUGGAGGAUCCCGAGAAGUUACGUCCAGCGGUUUUGUUUUAUUUUCCCACAUUUGUGCACUUUCAUAGAUACUAAACAGUUAAUAAGCCACUGUUGUCACACAUUUAAACGUGUAGAAACUAAAUUAACAACAUACAAUUCACACAACUUCUCUCCUCGCGUUCUCCACUCAAAAGUAUAGACUACAAAUGGCAGAUGUACAUAUUAUUAUGCUUCUUUGAAUAGUCUAUGAACAAGGAAACACAGUUGUUUUAACACACAACACAGAAAACACAGUAACCUAUCAAUAUAAUAAUUAAAGAUUUUUAUAAUCUCGACACUGGCAAUAUUAGUGUCGAAAGAAGCUAAUGAAUUACAAUUUCAUAUAAAUAAAUGAACUUCACUUCAUUCCGCUUAAUUUUUCAUUUAAAGUAUUUAUAUCGUAAUUAAUGAUUUUAAUAAAUUUUUCGUGCCUGGUAGCAUAAGGGACAAUACACGCGGACGGGGCUAAAAAAAUUUAUAAACUCGAAACUGGCAACAUUCGCAUCGAAAGAAGGUGAUUGCCAUACUGAAAAAAAAGAAGAGUUAUGAAUUCAUGUAGUCUUUGUCUUCUCUUCACUGUGUCAAAUAGUAAUUUUGUCUGCGAAAACAGCUAAAAAUAUACAGAUUAAUUUUGUUAUUAAUUAAUAAUAGUUUAAGCGGUACCAGCUUUUCAUUCACUUUGGUCGCAUGCUCAGCGCGAGAUAAGUGAGGAAAAAAAAUAUGUUAAGAUUUUUGUAGUAAGGAUUUACAUUUUAGGUUAUAUUGUGUUAUUAUCAUGACUAAUCGAAUGGCAUAGAUAUUUAUUCUCCGAGCUCAAUGGUUUUACUUUCAAAUGAGGUUAAUCUUUGAAUUGGACAUGUUUAGGACGGAUGAUUUGACAAUAAAAAUAAAGGUUGAAUUAUGUAAAUUUAAGUUUUUUUUCCGGUAACAGAAUGGAGGGUAGAGUUGAAAGUGAUUAUGUAUAUUAAAAAUAUCCAUAGAACCGUGUCUUGAAGAUGGCUUUACUUAUUAGGAACGCGGAAGAUUCUAGAAAUUAAAGGGAAGCGCUUACAUAAUAUAUGCGAUUUUAAUUUUAUAUACAUCUUUAUACAACGCUUCCACGAAGCGAACAGUUUUUUUUUAUCUUUUAAUUUAUUGGAAUACUUCUUUAAUUAUUAUAAUAUAUUUUUUUGAUCACAUAUUUAGUAUUAUUUAAAAAAUAAUAAUAUUGACAACUUAUAAUCUCACUCCGAUAUAAAUUAUCGCCGUUCUGGGCGUUUAUUGAACUUGAUUCUUGAUCUUUGAUUAUUGUUUUUUUGUGGUCACUUAUGUAAUUGAUUAUCCGAAGAAUGACUUCUAUUCUACCCUGCAUGGUUUUUACCUUGGCUUUGUUGAGAUUUAUCCUCAUUACGCCGCAUUAUCGUUAGCCAAAACGCGGCAUGAAUUGUUUUGUUUUAACGUCUCGCUCGGUAUGAACACAGUGAAGUUCUGUAUCAAAUAUUGGUAAUUAGGAUUAUAUAAGUUAUUACUAAGCUAAUUAAACUUUAACUUGAAUAACCUAUACAGCAUUAAUAAUGUAAUCGCAUCCACAUAUUGAAUAGAAUAGAAUUAAAUAGGUAUACUUAUAUAAAAUCAUUUUAUUUUCGUUUAUAUAGAUGACUAAAAUAAAAUCGAUAUUGUUUUGAUUUUUCAUGAUUUCGUUACCGACUUCUUUUUUAUGUUAACAACAAUGUAUCUUUUAAAUAAAUUAAAAAGAAAUAAAA
Molecule: messenger RNA, 4173 nt
Organism: Bombyx mori (domestic silkworm)
Lineage: Eukaryota; Metazoa; Arthropoda; Insecta; Lepidoptera; Bombycidae
Product: heparan-alpha-glucosaminide N-acetyltransferase
Exons: 10
Coding region: 104-1819 (571 amino acids)
Source: RefSeq, a predicted model, not a curated record